AUGGAGUUGAUGACUCCCCUCAUGGAGAACCCUGGAGGAGGGCAGGAGGAGGAGGACUCUGAAGUAGACCAGGAUCCAGAUCUGCUGCCUGCAGACACCAGGAGCUGGGCAACAGCCACCAGGGCAUCACGUAAGUUAACACACCCUAACUACCUCAACAGCCACCAGGGCAUCACGUAAGUUAACACACCCUAACUACCUCAACAGCCACCAGGGCAUCACGUAAGUUAACACACCCUAACUACCUCAACAGCCACCAGGGCAUCACGUAAGUUAACACACCCUAACUACCUCAAACAGCCACCAGGGCAUCACGUAAGUUAACACACCCUAAACUACCUCAACAGCCACCAGGGCAUCACGUAAGUUAACACCACCCUAACUACCUCAACAGCCACCAGGGCAUCACGUAAGUUAACACACCCUAACUACCUCAACAGCCACCAGGGCAUCACGUAAGUUAACACACCCUAACUACCUCAACAGCCACCAGGGCAUCACGUAAGUUAACACACCCUAACUACCUCAACAGCCACCAGGGCAUCACGUAAGUUAACACACCCUAACUACCUCAACAGCCACCAGGGCAUCACGUAAGUUAACACACCCUAACCUACCUCAACAGCCACCAGGGCAUCACGUAAGUUAACACACCCUAACUACCUCAACAGCCAACCAGGGAAUCACGUAAGUUAACACACCCUAAACUACCUCAACAGCCACAGCGGAUCCGUAAGUUAACACACCCUAACUACCUCAACAGCCACCAGGGCAUCACGUAAGUUAACACACCUCAACUACCUCAACAAUGAAACACUUCAGAUGCCAGAUUCUGUAACAUAGAGGUAUUCUCUAUUAGUGGUUAGUUAUUGUACUGGAGGUUUGUGUUAGUGGACACUGAGGCCCUUCAGGAAUUGAGUUUGAAUCGCAUGCCAUUCAAUAUCAAAUUACAUUGGUCUCAGAGUAGACCCCUAAUCCUAACCCUCUCUGUGUUCCACAGGUUUACUCAGGCUCUCAUCCACCUGCUGAAGGGGAACAUUGGGACUGGGUUGCUGGGUCUUCCCCUGGCAGUACGCAACGCAGGUGUCAUAGUGAGUAACUAAUGUCCCACUAGGGAUACUACAUUUACAUUUGAGUCAUUUAGCAGACGCUCUUAUCCAGAGCGACUUACAGGAACAAUUAGGGUUAAGUGCCUUGCUCCAAGGGCACAUCAACAGAUUUUUCACCUAGUCGGCUCAGGGAUUCAAACGAGCGACCUUCGGUUACUGGUCCAACGCUCUUCACCACUAGGCUACCUGCUGCCUUACACCCUUCAAACCAUAACACAAACAGGGCUGGGUCACACUUUACAUUACAUGAGUGUCCUUGUGUACUGGUGUAAGUACAUUGUAAGAUUGUUUUGGUUUAUUCAGUAGGAAAAAUACGCAAUCUCUUGUGAGAGUCAAGGCAGAGAAAAGGCUGGGAACCCACUAUAUUGGCAAGAAAGUGUCUCAGAAAACUUGGCCUUGGUUUUAAAGUUACUGAGUGAACUUGCACGAUGUGUCAUGCCUACAGCAUUGCAUUAUACAUCAUUGAAAUUGGUUGGUAAAAAUAAUUGGAAUUCGCUAAUGCUUUAACAGAAAAGCAAGGCAAGAAAAUGUAAUGGGCUGGGCAUGAAUAUGGAUUAGGCAUAAAUAUGUAUUACAUGAUUAUCUCUGAUCUGAAUGUUUAUUGGAAGUAAAACACAGAUGUGUAAGAACAUUCUUAUGAUUCCAUUGUUUGAUUUAACAAGCGAUUCAGUUUCUGUGUUUACUGGACCAGUCUGUACGAUAAGAGCAGAAAUGAACAUACCUUGUACAAAUGAAUACACGCAUAGGAAUUACAGUGGCUUGCGAAAGUAUUCACCCCUUUGGCAUUUUUCCUAUUUUGUUGCCUUACAACCUGGAAUUAAAAUUGAUUUUUUGGGGGUUUGUAUCAUUUGAUUUACACAACAUGCCUACCACUUUGAAGAUGCCAAAUAUUUUUGUUGUUUGAAACAAACAACAAAUAAGACAAAAAAACAGAACUUGAGCGUGCAUAACUAUUCACCCCCUCCCAAAGUCAAUACUUUGUAGAGCCACCUUUAGCAGCAAUUACAGCUGCAAGUCUCUUGGGGUAUGUCUCUAUAAGCUUGGCACAUCUAGCCAGUGUGAUUUUUGCCUGUUCUUCAAGGCAAAACCGCUCCAGCUCCUUCAAGUUGGAUGGGUUCCGCUGGUGUACAGCAAUCUUUAAGUCAUACCACAGAUUCUCAAUUGGAUUGAGGUCUGGGCUUUGACUAGGCCAUUCCAAGACAUUUAAAUGUUUCCCCUUAAACCACUAGAGUGUUGCUUUAGCAGUAUGCUUAGGGUCAUUGUCCUGCUGGAAGGUUAACCUCUGUCCCAGUCUCAAAUCUGUGGAAGACUGAAACAGGUUUCCCUCAAGAAUUUCCCUGUAUUUAGCGCCAUCCAUCAUUCCUUCAAUUCUGACCAGUUUCCCAGUCCCUGCAGAUGAAAAACAUCCCCACAGCAUGAUGCUGCCACCGCCAUGCUUCACUGUGGGGAUGGUGUUCUCGGGGUGAUGAGAGGUGUUGGGUUUGCGCCAGACAUAGCGUUUACCUUGAUGGCCAAAAAGCUCAAUUUUAGUCUCAUCUGACCAGAGUACCUUCUUCCAAAUGUUUGGGGAGUCUCCCACAUGGCUUUUGGCGAACACCAAACGUGUUUGCUUCUUUUUUUCUUUAAGCAAUAGUUUUUUUCUGGCCACUCUUCCGUAAAGCCCAGCUCUGUGGAGUCUACGGCUUAAAGUGGUCCUAUGGACAGAUACCCCAAUCUCCGCUGUGGAGCUUUGCAGCUCCUUCAGGGUUAUCUUUGGUCUCUUUGUUGCCUCUCUGAUUAAUGCCCUCCUUGCCUGGUCCGUGAGUUUUGGUGGGCGGCCCUCUCUUGGCAGGUUUGUUGUGGUGCCAUAUGCUUUCCAUUUUUUAAUAAUGGAUUUAAUGGUGCUCCGUGGGAUGUUUAAAGUUUCUGAUAUUUUUUCUUAACCAACCCUGAUCUGUACUUCUCCACAACUUUGACCCUGAUCUGUUUGGAGAGCUCCUUGGUCUUCAUGGUGCCACUUGCUUGGUGGUGCCCCUUGCUUAGUGGUGUUGCAGACUCUGGAGCCUUUCAGAACAGGUGUAUAUAUACUGAGAUCAUGUGACACUUAGAUUGCACACAGGUGGACUUUAUUUAACUAAUUAUGUGACUUCUGAAGGUAAUUGGUUGCACCAGAUCUUAUUUAGGGGCUUCAUAGCAAAGGGGGUGAAUACAUAUGCACGCACCACUUUUCCGUUAUUAAUUAUUUAGAAUUUUUUUGAAACAAGUAAUUUUUUUCAUUUCACUUCACCAAUUUGGACUAUUUUGUGUAUGUCCAUUACAUGAAAUCCAAAUAAAAAUCCAAGGGGGAUGAAUACUUUUGCAAGGCACUGUAAGCUCCAAGCCUUCUGGGGUGUUAAUGCAGUGUUGUGGAAGAGUUGGGAGUCAUUGUAAGUGGUCUCAGUGGACCUGCUAGACUCCUCUGUCUACAGACGAUGAUUGCCUGCUGUGGUUCCUGGCUCAAGUUAAGUUGAUUUUGGGUUUUAUAUUUGGGCCUCUGCGUCAUGUGCCAUUAAACCCCUACAACUCAUCCAGAAUGCCGCAGCCCGUCUGGUGUUCAACCUUCCCAAGUUCUCUCACAUCACCCCGCUCCUCCGCACACUACACUGGCUUCCAGUUGAAGCUCGCAUCUGCUACAAGACCAUGGUGCUUGCCUACGGAGCUGUGAGGGGAACGGCACCUCCGUACCUUCAGGCUCUGAUCAGUCCCUACACCCAAACGAGGGCAUUGCGUUCAUCCACCUCUGGCCUGCUGGCUCCCCUACCUCUGCUGAAGCACAGAUCCCGCUCAGCCCAGUCAAAACUGUUCGCUGCUCUGGCACCCCAAUGGUGGAACAAGCUCCCUCACGACGCCAGGACAGCGGAGUCACUCACCACCUUCCGGAGACAUUUGAAACCCCACCUCUUUAAGGAACACCUGGGAUAGGAUCAAGUAAUCCUUCUAACCCCCCCCCCCAAAAAAAAGUAAAGUGGUUAUCCCACUGGCUAUAAGGUGAAUGCACCAAUUUGUAAGUCGCUCUGGAUAAGAGCGUCUGCUAAAUGACGUAAAUGUAAAUAUAUAUACAUAUAUAUACACACACAAGAGUUCAAAGGUCAUAAUAACUCUUAUGUAGACUUGUAUGUGUAUUGCCCUGGUUUGCCCCUGCUAACUGGGCAGGGCACACAACCCUUAUCUCUGAGUAUUACACAUGGAUGUGAGUGUGUAAUGUACAAUGGUUUAAAGUACAGUGUGUGUGUGUGUCAUGUAUGUGACGUGUUAUCAGAUUAAUAUUUGAAUCUGUAGAUUGCUGCAUCUUCUUCUCUGAACCAAGGCCUGCUUAAUCAGUUAGUGAGGUGUUCAUCAAACUAGUCCUCAGCACCAUGGUAUAAACCUCCCUGUGUGUCUUCCUGCUGUGUAGCUGUGGCACUGGCUAGUGGCUGAUCUCAGAUCAGUUUAUUGCCUCAUGUCUUUCCUGUCAAUCCUCCAUUUGCUAAAUGGACAAUAGGAGGAUAGGAUCAGGCUAGACAAGUGUCAUUAUUUGAAAGGACAAUCAGGUAAACUUCAGACUAAUCUUGUCUACCAGCCAGCUCUGUUGCAAUUGAGACUGAGAACGAGGUUAGCUUCAGACCAACAGUAGGCACAGAUGAUCACUCCUACCAUACCAGUGAAACCGAGGUAGCCUGCAUGUCACAUUUAUGACGUUGCCAAGGAUACAUUGCGUUUGCUCGAAUUUCCCCACAGAAUCUGCAGGCUCCAUAGACUAGAUGAUGUGCUAGUAUUGUAUCUUGGUUGAGAAGGAAACCAAAAUGUCGUUGUGUAUCCUCUUGCUUAAUCUGCCCUCCUUUGUGCUGUCUCAUGAUGAUGGUGUGAUCAUGUCACAUGACCGAGAGAUCUUGUGUGUGUGUGUGUAGGGCAAAACUGAACAGGGCAAAAUAAGUCGCAACACAGUUAUGUGAAAUGAUGUUUUCCGUGACAUACACUAAUGGUCAAAAGUUUUAGAACACCUACUCAUUCAAGGGGUUUUCUUUAUUUUUAGUAUUUUCUACAUUGUAGAAUAAUAGUGAAGACAUUAAAAUUAUGAAAUAACACAUAUGGAAUCAUGUAGUAACCAAAAAAGUGUUAAUCAAAUCCAAAUAUAUUUUAUAUUUGAGAUUCUUCAAAUAGCCACCAUUUGCCUUGAUGACAGCUUUGCACACUCUUGGCAUUCUCUCAACCAGCUUAACCUGGAAUGCUUUUCCAACAGUCUUGAAGGAGUUCCCACAUAUGCUGCGAAGAUCAUUCGUUAACCCACACCGUGUCUCACAAAGACACGGCGGUUGAAACUAAUAAUCUCCAAUUUGGAAUCCAGACCAAAGGACAAAUUUCCACCAGUCUAAUGUCCAUUGCUCGUGUUUUUUGGCCCAAGCAGGUCUCUUCUUCUUAUUGAUGUCCUUUAGUAGUGGUUCCUUUGCAGCAAUUCGACCAUGAAGGCCUGAUUCACACAUGUUGAGAUGUGUCUGUGACUUGAACUCUGUGAAGCAUUUAUUUGUGCUGCAAUUUCUGAGGCUGGUAACUCUAAUGAACUUAUCCUCUGCAGCAGAGGUAACUCUGGGUCUUCCAUUCCUGUGGCGGUCCUCAUGAGAUCCAGUUUCAUCAUAGCGCUUGAUGGUUUUUGCGACUGCACUUGAAGAAACUUCAAAGUUCAAGUUCAAAGUUCUUGACAUUUUCCGUAUUGACUGACCUUCAUUUCUUAAAGUAAUGAUGGGCUGUCGUUUCUCUUUGCUUAUUUGAGUUGUUCUGCCAUAAUAUGGACUUGGUCUUUUACCAAAUAGGGCUAUCUUCUGUAUACCCCCCCUACCUUGUCACAACACAACUGAUUGGCUCAAAUGCAUUAAGGAGGAAAUAAAUUCCACAAAUUAACUUUUAAGAAGGCACACCUGUUAAUUGAAAUGCUUUCCAGGUGACUACCUCAUGAAGCUGGUUGAGAGAAUGCCAAGAGUGUGCAAAGCUGUCAUCAAGGCAAAGGGUGGCUAUUUGAAGAAUCUCAAAUAUAAAAUAUAUAUUGAUUUUUUUUAAUCUCUUUUUUGGUUACUGCAUGAUUCCAUAUGUGUUAUUUCAUAGUUUUGAUGUCUUCACUAUUAUUCUACAAUGUACAAAAUAGUAAAAAAUAAAGAAAAACCCUUAAAUUAGUAGGUGUUCUAAAACUUUUGACCGGUAGUGUACAUAGAAUAUCAAAGAGCUAUCCCACUACUGAUUGUGUAUAAGUGAGAAGUAGCCUAUUUCUCAGGGUUAUAUCUGAUGCAUUUGCACUACUAUGGACUGUUUGCUGUAGAGUGUUCCUGUCUGGUUCACAGUUGGUUUCAGUUGGUGUUGACAUUACUGUCAGUAUGUUCUCAGUCUGUUCUUUGUGUGUUUUUGUUUCUCCAGGUGGGGCCUCUUUGCCUGGUGCUGAUGGGUGUGGUCUGUGUUCACUGUAUGCACAUCCUGGUCCACUGUAGCCACCACCUGUGUGAGAGGUAAUAACCAUGCGAUCACACACACACAGAGACACACAACCACACACCUUAGAGCGCCCUUAGCAGCAUCCUCACUGACAAGCCCCUUGGGUUUCAUAGCCGUCAUCAACACCUGUCUCGUUUUGUUUUUCCUCACACAUACUUUCCUUUUCAAUACAAUGACAGUAAUAAAAACACUUAACCGCCAGGGACCCAGCCGCUCUGUCGACUUAUGUGCUCUCUCUCUCUCUCUCUCUCUCUCUCUCUCUCGCUCUGUGUGUCUCCGCUUCACUUCAAGUCUGUGAGCACACCGCUCUGCUUAAUACGGUGGCUAAUGUGCAGUCAUUUAUUUUGCUGGAUCUAAUGAUGAGUUGGUCAGACGUGAGAUGUUAAGUGCUUCCUGGGUGUAAACGAGCCCUGGAGGUCGCCCACCCACAUCUCCAUUACUCUACUGACAAGUGCUCUAGCAACAACAUCAACCCGCCUCCCUAAACACAAACACACACACACACACACACACACCCCCUAUCAAACAAAAUUAAAUACAUACAAACAGUGAGUCUUGGAUGAGGAGUACGAAACAUUGAGAGAGAGCGGUAGGAAGGGGGAGAGAAGGGGAUAGCUAGAUGGAUAGAGAGAGCGAGAGGUAGGGAGGGGGAGAGAAGGGGAUAGAUAGAGAGAGAGAAGUAUUUACUCUCGUUUUCCCUCUCAUCAGUUAUUUGCUUUUUAUUCUAAAUCCUCAGCGUGUGUACCGUGUUAGUGCUGGGAGCAGAUAACAACCAGCUAGAGGUCUUCACAGGUCCAAAAAGUUGGAUCAGUGGCUUUCCCACCCGACCCGAUAUGCAUAAAUAAAAAAUAAAACAAUUGAGACCUGUUCUGAAUGUACCCGAGGACAGUCAGAGCCGUUCCGAAAACGACCAGGGUAAACAGACCAAAACAGACCCGUGCUGGUUCGGAUCCGAGAGACCUGUUCAGGUCCGAAAGCAGGAGAAGAUAGAUUUAGACUUGGAUUUUUCCGCAAGGACAUACAGUUGAAGUCGGAAGUUUACAAACACUUAGGUUGGAGUCAUUAAAACUUGUUUUUCAACCACUCCACACAUUUCUUGUUAACAAACUAUAGUUUUGGCAAGUCCGUUAGGACAGCUACUUUGAGCAUGAUACAAGUAAUUUUUUCCAACAAUUGUUUACAGACAGAUUAUUUCACUUAUAAUUCACUGUAUCACAAUUCCAGUGUGUCAAAAGUUUACAUACACUAAGUUGACUGUGCCUUUAAACAGUUAGGAAAAUUCCAGAAAAUGAUGUCAUGGCUUUAGAAGCUUCUGAUGGGCUAAUUGACAUCAUUUGAGUCAAUUGGAGGUGUACCUGUGGAUGUAUUUCAAGGCCUACCUUCAAACUCAGUGCCUCUUUGCUUGACAUCAUGGGAAAAUCAAAAGAAAUCAGCCAAGACCUCAGAAAAUGUAUUGUAGACCUCCACAAGUCUGGUUCAUCCUUGGGAGCAAUUUCCAAAAGCCUGAAGGUACCACGUUCGUCUGUACAAACAAUAGUACGCAAGUAUAAACACCAUGGGACCACGCAGCUGUCAUACCGCUCAGGAAGGAGACGCGUUCUGUCUCCUAGAGAUGAAUGUACUUUGGUGCAAAUCAAUCCCAGAACAACAGCAAAGGACCUUGUGAAGAUGCUUGAGGAAAUGGGUACAAAAGUAUCUAUAUCCACAGUAAAACGAGUCCAGACUAAAAAAGCCACUAAAAAAGCCAGACUACGGUUUGCAACUGCACAUGGGGACAAAGAUCGCACUUUUUGGAGAAAUGUCCUCUGGUCUAAUGAAACAAAAAUAUAACUGUUUGGCCAUAAUGACCAUCGUUAUGUUUGGAGGAAAAAGGGAAACGCUUGCAAGCCGAAGAACACCAUCCCAACCGUGAAGCACGGGGGUGGCAGCAUCAUGCUGUGGGGGUGCUUUGCUACAGGAGGGACUGGUGCACUUCACAAAAUAGAUGGCAUCAUGAGGAAGGAAAAUUAUGUGGAUAUAUUGAAGCAACAUCUCAAGACAUCAGUCAGGAAGUUAAAGCUUGGUCACAAAUGGGUCUUCCAAAUGGACAAUGACCCCAAGCAUACAUCCAAAGUUGUGGCAAAAUGGCUUAAGGACAACAAAGUCAAGGGAUUGGAGUGGCCAUCACAAAGCCCUGACCUCAAUCCUAUAGAACAUUUGUGGGCAGAACUGAAAAAGUGUGUGCGAGCAAGGAGGCCUACAAACCUGACUCAGUUACACCAGUUCUGUCAGGAGGAAUGGGCCAAAAUUCACCCAACUUAUUGUGGGAAGCUUGUGGAAGGCUACCCAAAACGUUUGACCCAAGUUAAACAAUUUAAAGGCAAUGCUACCAAAUACUAAUUGAGUGUAUGUAAACUUCUGACCCACUGGGAAUGUGAUGAAAGAAAUAAAAGCUGAAAUAAAUCAUUCUCUCUACUAUUAUUCUGACAUUUUCAAAUUCUUAAAAUAAAGUGGGGAUCCUAACUGACCUAAGACAGGGGAUUUUUACUAGGAUUAAAUGUCAGGAAUUAUGAAAAACUGAGUUUAAAUGUAUUUGGCUAAGGUGUACGUAAACUUCCGACUUCAACUGUAUACAGGAUACUACCCUCCACAACAACCUUCACUCCAAAUCAAAACUCUAAACCUACAACCUGAUUUUGGACAAAAUUACCUUGAAGGAUACCUACAACCAAAGAUUCAUUUUUCCAAGGUCUAUACAGCAAAUGCUCUGGCAAACCAACGAACAGCAAAAGAAGCACAAGAAACCUGAAAACACCAUCCAACCUGGAACUGAGUGAGUAAUGUUUAGUUUGAAGUUACUUUUAAAGCCAAGAAGAAAAAUUAAUUACAAUGAUAUAUUUUACUUUAUAAGGACUGAUAUGUAGUCAGGACACUUCAAUUGUAAAUUACCUCAAUAAGAAACAAUAUUGUUGCUUUGAUCACAUCAGAAGAUAUCCUCCUCGCAAUCUCCAAAAUACAACAGCCACAGGACAACUUUGUUUGGAUGUCGUAAAGGACCAUUUGCCGAAACUGAAGAGAUAUAGCUAGCUAACUUCCUUUUCCACAUGGAAAAAAAUCGGUGGACAGAGACUUGCCAGCUACGUUAGCUAGUCAGCUGGGAUUGUCUACGAGGAAUCUGCCUCCGGAAAAAAGCUUAUCCCAAAUGGGUGUGACACCUACUCCCGUUGCCUGCUGCACUGCUGCUUGGAUUCCACCUGGUGAUCUGUUCACCGUCUGCCCUGGCCUGUCUCCCCCUGUCUGGUACAGGUACCCCCGCCACACUCCCCCCUCUCUCCCGAGCUUUCGCUCACCUCAAGCACACACGCACUGUUGGGGCGAGUGACUCUGAACUUACAAUAGCUAGCCCCUUUUCUUGUGCUUUAUGCUAUUUGCCUCAUGACUCCUGUGUGCUUUGUUGACUAUUAACUUGCUUGUUUACCCAACUGUGGGACAGACUAUGUUUGUUCCCACACUCGGGACUCUGACUCUCUAUUGGUUACACAGAUUCUUGGCCUCCCAUCCUAUUCUAACCACCUCUCGCCGGCUUUUGUAUUCAUGUUACCUGAUGAAAUUGCUGUACAAUAUGAUCUUGUUGCCAUCUAAUGCACAUUCAAAUGUCAUAAAUCAACACUGCAGAGCUCUCCCUGUCCUCUGCCGUGCCCUGAUUGUAUAACUGCUGAUGAUAUCUGGAAAUGUGCACGAAUACCCUGGCCCAUCUACUGUUGCUAGCCCAGUUCUUGUACUCUGAUAUAAUAAUAUAAUAAUAUGCCACUUAGCAGACGCUUUUAUCCAAAGCGACUUACAGUGAUAUCUGCUUCACUGAUUUCUGCUCUGGUAAGAGCCUGGGUUUUCUGCACGUUAACACUAGAAGCUUAUUACCUAAAAUGGAUCAAUUGAAAGUGUGGGUUCACAGCUCCAAUCCAGAUGUGUUGGUCAUUACUGAGACGUGGUUAAGAAAGAGUGUUUUGAACACUGAUGCUAACCUUUUUCGGCCAGACUGAUCUUCCAAAGGUGGUGGAGUGGCAAUCUUUACCUAGGAACACCUUCAGUGCUUGGUUGUCUCCACCAAGUCUGUCCCCAAACAAUUUGAUUUGCUGGUUUUAAGCAUUAAACUUUCAAAUAGCUCUUUGUUGACUGUUGCUGGGUGUUAUCGUCCACCAUCAGCACCGGCCUGUACCCUAAAUGCCCUAAGCUCUCUCCUGGUCCCUUACAUUAAGUCUGAAUUUUCCUGCUAGGUGACCUAAACUGGGACAUGCUUAAACCACCUGACCAAGUCCUAAAGCAAUGGGACUCCCUAAAUAUUUAUCAGAUUAUUACCAAUCACCCAGAAAAGGCUACUCUCCUUGACGUUAUCCUCACAAAUAAUCCUGAUAGGUAUCAGUCUGGUGUUUUCUGUGAGGACCUUAGUGACCACUGUUUUAUAGCCUGUGUUCGUAAUGGCUGUUCAGUGAAACGACCUGUCCUGAUUUGUCAUAGACGCUUGCUAAAAGCUUUAAUGAGCAAGCCUUCCUUCAUGACCUGGCCUCUGUAAAUUGGUAUAGAAUAAUCUUGAUCCCCAAUGUCGUAGACGCUUGGACCUUCUUUUUUGAUAUUUUCAGUGGUAUUGUUAACAAACACGCCCCCAUAAAGAAAAUGAGAAUUAUGGGUCUAAUCCCAGUAAAUUCUGGAAAACAGUUAAAGACCUGGAGAAUAAACCCUCCUCCUCACAGCUGCCCAUGUCCCUUAAUGUUGAUGAUGUGGUUGUUACUGACAAGGAGCACAUGGCUGAGCUCUUUAAUCACCACUUCAUUAAGUCAGGAUUCCUAUUUGACUCAGCCAUGUCUCCUUGCCCGUCCAUUUCCUCAUCUCCCACCCCUUCUAAUGCGACUAGCCCCGAUGCUCCUCCCUCUUUUUCCCCUGCCCCGCUACAAAGUUUCUCCCUGCAGGCGGUCACUGAGUCCAAGGUGCUAAAGGAGCUUCUUAAACUUGACCCCAAAAAAACAUCUACGUCAGAUGGUUUAGACCCUUUCUUCUUUAAGGUUGCUGCCCCUAUCAUCGCCAAACCUAUCUCUGACCAUUUUAACUUGUCUCUCCUCUCUGGGGAGGUUCCCAUUGCUUGGAAGGCAGCCACGGUGCGUCCUUUAUGAAGCACAGUUCCCGCUCAGCCCAGUCAAAACUGUUCGCUGCUCUGGCACCCCAAUGGUGGAACAAGCUCCCUCACGACGCCAGGACAGCGGAGUCACUCACCACCUUCCGGAGACAUUUGAAACCCCACCUCCUUUAAGGAAUACCUGGGAUAGGAUAAAGUAAUCCUUCUACCCCCCCCCCCCCCAAAAAAAACAAAAAAAAAACAUUGUAAAGUGGUUAUCCCACUGGCUAUAAGGUGAAUGCACCAAUUUGUAAGUCGCUCUGGAUAAGAGCGUCUGCUAAAUGAUGUAAAUGUAAAAAUGUAAAGGGGGAGAUCAAGCUGAUCCUAACUGUUAUAGGCCAAUUUCUAUUUUACCAGCUAAGGAGUAUUGGUGUCUCUGAGGGGUCUUUGGCCUGGUUUGCUAACUACCUCUCUCAAAGAGUGCAGUGUAUAAAAUCAGAACAUCUGCUGUCUCAGGCACUGCCUGUCACCAAGGGAGUUCCCCAAGGCUCGAUCCUAGGCCCCACGCUGUUCUCAAUUUACAUCAACAACAUAGCUCAGGCAGUAGGAAGCUCUCUCAUCCAUUUAUAUGCAGAUGAUAUAGUCUUAUACUCAGCUUGCCCCUCCCCGGAUUUUGUGUUAAACACUCUACAACAAAGUUUCCAACAAGCUUUCUCUGCCCUUAACCUUGUUCUGAACACCUCCAAAUCAAAGGUAAUGUGGUUUGGUAAGAAGAAUGCCACUCUCCCCACCGGUGUGAUUACUACCUCUGAGGGUUUAGAGCUUGAGGUAGUCACCUCAUACAAGUAUUUGGGAGUAUGGCUAGAUGGUACACUGUUCUUCUCUCAGCACAUAUCAAAGCUGCAGGCUAAGGUUAAAUCUAGAGUUGGUUUCCUCUUAUCGUAAUCGCUCCUCUUUCACCCCAGCUGCCAAACUAACCCUGAUUCAGAUGACCAUCCUACCCAUGCUAGAUUACGGCGACAUAAUUUGUAGAUCAGGAGGUAAGGGUGCUCUCGAGCAGCUAGAUGUUCUUUACCAUUCGGACAUCAGAUUUGCCACCAAUGCUCCUUAUAGGACACAUCACUGCACUCUAUACUCCUCUGUAAACUGGUCAUCUCUGUAUACCCGUCACAAGUCCCACUGGUUGAUGCUUAUUUAUAAAACCCUCUUAAGCCUCACUCCCACCUAUCGGAGAUACCUACUGCAGCCCUCAUCCUCCACAUACAACACCCGUUCUGCCAGUCACAUUCUGUUAAAUGUCCCCAAAGCACACACAUCCCUGGGUCGCUCCUCUUUUCAGUUCACUGCAGCUAGCAACUGGAACGAACUGCAAAAAACACUCAAACUGGACAGUUUUAUCUCCAUCUCUUCAUUCAAAGACAAUCAUGGACACUCUUACUGACAGUUGUGGCUGCUUCGCGUGAUGUAUUGUUGGCUCUACCUUCUUGCCCUUUGUGCUGUUGUCUGUGCCCAAUAAUGUUUGUACCAUGUUAUGCUGCUACCAUGUUGUGCUGCUGCCGUGUUGUGUUGCUACCAUGUUGUUGUCAUGUGGUGUUGCUACCAUGCUGUGUUGUCAUGUGUUGCUGCCAUGCUAUGUUGUUGUCUUAGGUCUCUCUUUAUGUAGUGUUGUGGUGUCUCUCUUUAUGUAGUGUUGUGGUGUCUCUCUUUAUGUAGUGUUGUGGUGUCUCUCUUUAUGUAGUGUUGUGGUGUCUCUCUUUAUGUAGUGUUGUGGUGUCUCUCUUUAUGUAGUGUUGUGGUGUCUCUCUUUAUGUAGUGUUGUGGUGUCUCCCUUUAUGUAGUGUUGUGGUGUCUCUCUUUAUGUAGUGUUGUGGUGUCUCUCUUUAUGUAGUGUUGUGGUGUCUCUCUUUAUGUAGUGUUGUGGUGUGGUGUCUCUCUUGUCGUGAUGUGUGUUUUGUCCUAUAUUUAUAUUUUUAAUCCCCCGUCCCGGCAGGAGGCCUUUUGCCUUUUGGUAGGCCGUCUUUGUAAGUAAGAAUUUGUUCUUAACUGACUUGCCUAGUUAAAUAAAGGUUAAAUACAAAAUAAUAGAGAGAAGGAAACCUCCAACUGGGCACUGCCAGCACCAUCAAUAAACAAGCGAUAUUGUCCAAAUUAUCCACAGCUACAUGUCCUUAAACUGCCUAGAACAAAUUACAAAAAAAACUAUUUGUUGUGUUUCGAUGUGUAACAUAUUCAAAACAUUAUAGUCUGUUAUAUUGUUUUUUACUUCCUAAAACAAUAGUGGUCCACCUCACGGUUCAGUUGUCAGAGAUUGGAGCGAUAAAUGCAUCAGGGCAUUGUAUACAUAUACUGCAGGCCUAUAGUCCUAGGCUUCCACUGUGUGAUAUUCAUAUUUACUAAAUAAAUAUUUAAGGAGAGCUUAGGGCUAGCCCUAGAGAGACCGAGAGAAAGAUAGAGAUAUGCCGGCGCCAUGUUCCCGACAUCAACACGGAUGACUUUAUACUUGUCAGGCUACUACUGCUAUUCAGAUAUAGGCGUACAGAAGGAGGCUAUUUCAUUAAUUUUCGCUCAGAGUAUAUUUUUUAUAAAGAUAACCAUUAUAUUGUUAGUAACUCUGGUAGGCCUAAAACAUUAUUCCUCACCUCAAGUUCAACUGUGGGAGUCAGUUGGAGUGUCGGUGCACACUGCCUUCAUAGGCCUGCUGUAGCUAAGCCUGAUAAUAGCCAUACCAAACCAAACCUUCACAAAAGCUGCUUAAUUUUAAAAUAAAAAGUAAGUCAAGUCAUUGUUUAUAGGGAAAAUACGAACAGGUUAUUAUAUUGUGACAUUAAAUUAAUUCCCAACAAAGGAGAUUGCCUACCCAACAAAUGACAGCAAUAGGCUAAUGUUAUUUCUUUUAAAAGAGGCCUACUUUUAACCUUCAACUAAAUACGGAGCACAAAAUUAAAGAAAGUUAGAACUUGAUUUAGCCAAUGAAAAUGUCUCAACAAAAUGAAACGAAACACUUUUUGCGAAGGCUAUUUAAAGAACCGCUUUAGAUGAUUAAAUAGGCCUACAGUAGUAGUAAUUAUAAUAAUUAUAAUUUACAAUUGAUAAUAAAUACGAAAAUAAAUGAAAGGUAGGAAAUUGCAUCAAACCUGAAUAUCGAGUUGCACAAAGUAUUUUUGGCCACGCCAACAUUCUUCUCAUCUUUGUCCACUACAAUAUUAAAACUUUUCCCCGAGGACAUUCCCCUUGUUGGCUUCUUUUCACUACACUCUUUCUUCGCAAUCAACAGUGGCCAAGGCUCCUCUCUCUCUUUCUCUCUCAAUUCUUUUAAAUUCAAAGGGCUUUAUUGGCAUGGGAAACGUUUACAUUGUCAAAGCAAGUGAAAUAGCUAAUAAACAAAAGUGAAAUAAACAAUAGAAAAAUGAACAGUAAACAGGAAUAGACAUUUCAAAUGUCAUUAUGGCUAUAUGCAGUGUUGUAACGAUGUGCAAAUAAUUGAAGUACAAAAGGGAAAAUAAAUAAACAUACUGUAAAUAUGGGAUGUAUUUACAAAAACUGUGUCACCUGAAAUGACAUCUGCACAGUAUUAAUCUCUGAGAUUAUUUCAAUAGAGCGUCGGAGAGAGUGACUAUCCACAGCAGAGAGACGGGAUCGUAAAGUAAUAUAUUGUAAUCGCCCCAUCCUCAUCCAAACCAGGACACGAUGUACUCGCUUUCAGACAGCCGUCUCAAUCUUCCGUUGUCUGCUUUCCAGCAAUCUAUCACCCCUUCUCUCUUUCUGUCUGUCUCUGUCUCUUUCUUCUGUUGGCCUCUUGUCUGCCUCUCUGUCUACCCGACAAGACAGACUAGGACAGCAGAGGAAGUAGACUCAGACAAAGAGACUUUCUGUCUUUCUUUUAAUUCUCUCAGAUCUUGUGGUCCAUCUUCCUCUUGUCACUGUUAUCUCUUGGUGCCACUCUCUGUGACGCCAAAUAUGUACCAAAUGUGUGACUCUCCUCUCCUCUCUUCUCUCUCCCAGGUUGAAGAGACCUCCCAUGGGGUACAGUGACACAGUGGCCUUCUCCAUGGAGCACAGCUCCUACCAGUGCUUCAGGAAGAGUGCCAGAUUUGGGAGGUGAGAUGAGAACGCUCUAUUCAUCUGGAGGUCAACCUAUGACACAUCACCCGUAUAGUCACAUGACUCCUCUGGUUGCUUAAGUGCUGCAGGUGUCGAAAAAGGCCCAGUCCCAAAUGGAUGACUCACCCCUAUCCCUUGGCACCUAGAAGCUAUUCAAAUCCCUCAUAUCUGUGACAAAAAUAUAUGUAGUUCUGUCCUUGAGCUGUUCUUGUCUAUUAAUGCUCUGUAUUAUUUCAAUUUUUUGUGUGGACCCCAGGAAGAGUAGCUGCUGCUUUUGCAACACCUAAUGGGGAUCCUAAUAAAAUACCAAAUACAAAAGGUCAACAAGGGCCUAAUGGUAAGAAUAGAUGAUGGUAUAUCAGGCAGUUUGGGAUGGCAGCCAUAGUUUAAAGAUGUCUAUAAAGGAGGGAUGGUUAACAAUAUAUAUCUCUACAGUUGGUUCAGUACUGAGGUUCUCCGGCUGUGUGCUCAUGUUUGACAUAGAGGAAGUUCUAAUCUAUGCAACUCCCCCAUGGUAAUGGAUUACAUUUAUGAAGUGCAUGUUAUGAAAUGACUCAACUGACAAUCCAAAAGCACUCUCUGUUGAUUGGGUCUAACUCACUUACAUUCACUACCACAGCCUUUCAUUUGAGAUUCAUAUAUGCUUUUUUGGUCCAGCAGAAUGCUUACUGGUUGCUUAAGUGUUGUUAUAGAUGAGAAAAAGGCAUUUAAUGUAGCGUUUGAAUAGAAUAAAAGGUUUGAAUGGUGGUCUGAGAAUGACAGAUUGUUCAGCACUACCUCUCAAAUGCUUCAGUUUGACUUCAUUCAUUGAAUAUAUCUUAAUGAAACCUUUCAUUACUUAUUGUAAGCAACAGCAGUAAAAUACUACCUGACUACAACAGCAGUAAAAUACUACCUGACUACAACAGCAGUAAAAUACACUGCUCAAAAAAAUAAAGGGAACACUUAAACAAUGUAACUCCCAUCAAUCACACUUUUGUGAAAUCAAACUGUCCACUUAGGAAGCAACACUGAUUGACAAUACAUUUCACAUGCUGUUGUGCAAAUGGAAUAGACAACAGGUGGAAAUUAUAGGCAAUUAGCAAGACACCCCCAAUAAAGAAGUGGUUCUGCAGGUGGUGACCACAGACCACUUCUCAGCUCCUAUGCUUCCUGGCUGAUGUUUUGGUCACUUUUGAAUGCUGGCGGUGCUUUCACUCUAGUGGUAGCAUGAGACGGAGUCUACAACCCACACAAGUGGCUCAGGUAGUGCAGCUCAUCCAGGAUGGCACAUCAAUGCGAGCUGUGGCAAGAAGGUUUGCUGUGUCUGUCAGCGUAGUGUCCAGAGCAUGGAGGCGCUACCAGGAGACAGGCCAGUACAUCAGGAGAUGUGGAGGAGGCCGUAGGAGGGCAACAACCCAGCAGCAGGACCGCUACCUCCGCCUUUGUGCAAGGAAGAGCAGGAGAAGCACUGCCAGAGCCCUGCAAAAUGACCUCCAGCAGGCCACAAAUGUGCAUGUGUCUGCUCAAACGGUCAGAAACCGACUCCAUGAGGGUGGUAUGAGGGCCCGACGUCCACAGGUGGGGGUUGUGCUUACAGCCCAACACCGUGCAGGACGUUUGGCAUUUGCCAGAGAACACCAAGAUUGGCAAAUUUGCCACUGGCGCCCUGUGCUCUUCACAGAUGAAAGCAGGUUCACACUGAGCACAUGUGACAGACGUGACAGAGUCUGGAGACGCCGUGGAGAACGUUCUGCUGCCUGCAACAUCCUCCAGCAUGACCGGUUUGGCGGUGGGUCAGUCAUGGUGUGGGGUAGCAUUUCUUUGGGGGGCCGCACAGCCCUCCAUGUGCUCGCCAGAGGUAGCCUGACUGCCAUUAGGUACCGAGAUGAGAUCCUCAGACCCCUUGUGAGAUCAUAUGCUGGUGCGGUUGGCCCUGGGUUCCUCCUAAUGCAAGACAAUGCUAGACCUCAUGUGGCUGGAGUGUGUCAGCAGUUCCUGCAAGAGGAAGGCAUUGAUGCUAUGGACUGGCCCGCCCGUUCCCCAGACCUGAAUCCAAUUGAGCACAUCUGGGACAUCAUGUCACGCUCCAUCCACCAACGCCACGUUGCACCACAGACUGUCCAGGAGUUGGCGGAUGCUUUAGUCCAGGUCUGGGAGGAGAUCCCUCAGGAGACCAUCCGCCACCUCAUCAGGAGCAUGCCCAGGCGUUGUAGGGAGGUCAUACAGGCACGUGGAGGCCACACACACUACUGAGCCUCAUUUUGACUUGUUUUAAGGACAUUACAUCAAAGUUGGAUCAGCCUGUAGUGUGGUUUUCCACUUUAAUUUUGAGGGUGACUCCAAAUCCAGACCUCCAUGGGUUGAUACAUUUGAUUUCCAUUGAUAAUUUUUGUGUGAUUUUGUUGUCAGCACAUUCAACUAUGUAAAGAAAAAAGUAUUUAAUACGAUUAUUUCAUUCAUUCAGAUCUAGGAUGUGUUGUUUAAGUGUUCCCUUUAUUUUUAUGAGCAGUGUACUACCUGACCUCAACAGCAGUAAUAUACACUACCUGACUACAACAGCAGUAAUAUGCACUACCUGACCUCAACAGCAGUAAUAUACACUACCUGACUACAACAGCAGUAAUAUACACUACCUGACAACAACAGCAGUAAUAUACACUACCUGACCUCAACAGCAGUAAUAUACACUACCUGACCUCAACAGCAGUAAUAUACACUACCUGACAACAACAGCAGUAAUAUACACUACCUGACUACAACAGCAGUAAUAUACACUACCUGACUACAACAGCAGUAGUAUACACUACUUGACUACAUCAGCAGUAAAAUACUACCUCACAACAACAGCAGUAAUAUACACUACUUGACUACAACAGCAGUAAUAUACACUACCUGACAACAACAGCAGUAAUAUACACUACCUGACUACAACAGCAGUAAUAUACACUACUUGACCUCAACAGCAGUAAUAUACACUACCUGACUACAACAGCAGUAAUAUACACUACCUGACCUCAACAGCAGUAAUAUACACUACCUGACUACAACAGCAGUAGUAUACACUACUUGACUACAUCAGCAGUAAAAUACUACCUCACAACAACAGCAGUAAUAUACACUACUUGACUACAAUAGCAGUAAUAUACACUACCUGACCUCAACAGCAGUAAUAUACACUACCUGACCUCAACAGCAGUAAUAUACACUACUUGACUACAUCAGCAGUAAAAUACUACCUCACAACAACAGCAGUAAUAUACACUACUUGACUACAAUAGCAGUAAUAUACACUACCUGACUACAACAGCAGUAAUAUACACUACCUGACCUCAACAGCAGUAAUAUACACUACCUGACUACAACAGCAGUAAUAUACACUACCUGACCUCAACAGCAGUAAUAUACACUACCUGACCUCAACAGCAGUAAUAUACACUACCUGACUACAACAGCAGUAAUAUACACUACCUGACAACAACAGCAGUAAUAUACACUACCUGACUACAACAGCAGUAAUAUACACUACCUGACCUCAACAGCAGUAAUAUACACUACCUGACCUCAACAGCAGUAAUAUACACUACUUGACUACAUCAGCAGUAAAAUACUACCUCACAACAACAGCAGUAGUAUACACUACUUGACUACAACAGCAGUAAUAUACACUACUUGACUACAACAGCAGUAAUAUACACUACUUGACCUCAACAGCAGUAAUAUACACUACCUGACUACAACAGCAGUAAUAUACACUACUUGACUACAACAGCAGUAAUAUACACUACUUGACCUCAACAGCAGUAAUAUACACUACCUGACUACAACAGCAGUAAUAUACAGUGCAUUCGGAAAGUAUUCAGACCCCCCCCAUCAAUCUACACACUUUUCCGCAUAAUGACAAAGCAAAAACAGGUUAGUAAAAGUUUUUGCAAAUUGAAAAAUAAAAAAUAUAUGAAAUAUGACAUUUACAUAAGUAUUCAGACCCUUUACUCAGUACUUUGUUGAAGCACCUUUGGCAGCGAUUACAGCCUCGAGUCUUCUUGGGUAUGAUGCCACAAGCUUGGCACACCUGUAUUUGGGGAGUUUCUCCCAUUCUUCUCUGCAGAUCCUCUCAAGCUCUGUCAGGUUGGAUGGGGAGCGUCGCUGCACAGCUAUUUUCAGGUCUUGCCAGAGAUGUUCGAUCGGGUUCUCAAGUCUGGGCUCUGGCUGGGCCACUCAAGGACAUUCAGAGACUUGACCCGAAGCCACUCCUGCGUUGUCUUGGCUGUGUGCUUAGGGUUGUUGUCCUGUUGGAAUGUGAACCUUUGCCCCAGUCUGAGGUCCUGAGUGCUCUGGAGCAGGUUUUCACUAAGGAUCUCUCUGUACUUUGCUCCGUUCAUCUUUCCCUCAAAUCUGACUAGUCUCCCAGUCCCUGCCGCUGAAAAACAUCCCCACAGCAUGAUGCUGCCACCACCAUGCUUCACCAUAGGGAUGGUGCCAGGUUUCAUCCAGAUGUGACGCUUGGCAUUUAGGGCAAAGCGUUCAAUCUUGGUUUCUUCAGACCAGAGAAUCUUGUUUCUCAUUGUCUGAGAGUCUUUAGGUGACUUUUGGCAAACUCCAAGUGGGCUGUCAUGUGCCUUUUACUGAGGAGUGUCUUCCGUCUGGCCACUCUACCAUAAAGGCCUGAUUGGUGGAGUGCUUAUGUAAAUAAGGUAUUUCUGUUUUUUAUUUUGUAUACAUUUGCAAAAAUGUCUAAACCUGUUUUCACUUUCAUUAUGGGGUACUGUGUGUAGAUUGAUGAUACAUUUUAUUUAUUUAAUCCAUUUUAGAAUAUGGCUGUAACGUACCAAAAUGUGGAAAAAGUCAAGGGGUCUGAAUACUUUCCGAAUGCACUGUAUACUACCUGACUACACCAGCAGUAAUAUACUUCCUGAUUACAUCUGACAAUGUUUUAUACCCACUUUAUUGAUUUAGUUGAAAACCUAAUUUAACAGAGUCUUUAGAUGUCUUGUCAGUGUGUAAUCACCAGAUUUACGAGUAUUACACAUCAUAGGCUGAUUCAUUUUGGUUCAGCGAAUCACCAGCUAUAGUGAGGAACAUAUUUAGAGACAGGCAAGAGGAGAGGUCGAGACAGGAUUCUGAUUAGGUUAUUAUUGCUACUUGCUAGCAGUGAAGAUGCCCUGAUGCUUAUAGAAUAGAAUAUUAAAGAGUAGAAAAGUUAACGUAGAAAAGAACAGAGCAGAACUUCUAUAUUCUAUCAGCGUAGAAGCCAUCCAGAUAUUUCACAGCUAUUUUAACAUGUUUAUGUGUCCCUGUCUUGUCCUCCUGUACUGUUUUAGGCACCUGGUCAACUUCUUCCUGGUGUUGACACAGCUGGGAUUCUGCAGUGCAUACUUUGUGUUCCUGGCAGAGAAUAUCAAACAGGUAGGCUCUAUUCCCACCAAUCAAAUACAGACCGGUGUGUUGUGUUCUUAAAAGCCUACCAAUCAAAAACAGAUGUGUGUUGUGUUUCUGUAUACCCACCUAUCAAAUACAGAUAGACCAGUGUGUUAUGUUCUUAAAAGCCUACCAAUCAAAACAAACGACUGUGGAAGUGUGUCAGUAUUGCUGUCUAUCAAAAGCAAUGAAGUGUGUUGUCACUGACCAAUCCAAAUCAAUCCUGUACAGAUACUGAAUUGGUAUUAUAAACUGGGUAGUUCGAGCCCUGAAUGCUGAUUGGCUGGCAGCCGUGGUAUAUUAGACCGUAUACCACGGGUAUGACACAACUUUUAUUUGUACUGCUCUAAUUACGUUGGUAACCAGUUUAUAAUAGCAAUAAGGCACCUUGGGGGUUUGUGGUAUAUGGCCAAUAUACCACGGCUAAGGGCUGUAUCCAGGCACUCCGCGUUGCAUCGCGCUUAAGAACAGCCCUUAGCCAUGGUAUAUUGGCCAUAUACCACACCCCUUCGGGCCUUGUUGCUUAAUUAUAACUUGAUAUUCUCAAUAACCCAUAUUCAACUGAGCUGCCUAACUUAUCAAUCCCGGUUGCUUUGUGAUGUACCCCUCAGUUAGAUGGUGUGUUUGGAGGAUAACCCCUCUUCGUCCCAACUCUUGAGCUGUUCUAAUGGUUGACUUGCAGUGACACACAACGUUCCCUAGGAGAUGCUAGUGGUGUUUCAUCUCUGAGCGCUCUGCUUGCCUGACUUUCUCACCCUCUCUUUCUUUCUUUCUCUCUCUCUCUCGCUCCCUCACAAUUUAUAAACUGUCUAUCUCUCUCUGUAUUAGAUGGUGAUCUCCUCCUUAUGGAUUAGCAUAGAUAGCAUAGGUAGUCAACCAUUUCCAUAUAUAUGGACAACGAUAAAGGCCUCAUGCAGUGCCUCUUUAAUUCAAAACUCAAAUGUGAUUAUUUAGUAGGACAUUGCAAGGAGUAGUGCUAUCAGAGUGAUGAAGUAUGGUACAAUCUUCUAUUGAAAUGGACUGAAACUCUAAAACACUUAUGACAGAACAUUUUAAAAAUCAAUUUCUCUCUCCUCUCCUGUGUCUCUCUAUCUUUUUGUCUCUCCUUCUCUUUCGAUCUCUGUCUGUCUCUAACAAAGUUUAUUGUUAUUUAUUGGGUUGCAACUCCUCAAUCCAAACAUGUAGCAUCAUUAGGCAUUCUGCUAACUGACCUCACACGUACUCUCUGUGGUCUCAGCUCAUCAGAAAACGUUUACUGCUGUACCCGGGUCUCUCUGUGUUUGGACUCAAUAUACUAAUUGUUUACGCUCAUAUAGUAGUACACAAUUUAAGAUGUAUUCGUCCAAAGCUGAGCAAAGCUUCUUAUUGGUAGUUAAACAAACAGUGUGGUUGAACAGGGAAAAGCCACCAGAGCUUAAACAUUUUCAAACAUGGCAGAUUAGAUGUUUGUCUAGUUAUUCUGAAUUAGAAAAAGUAAACAGAGGAAUCUGAUACAAUAUAUAGAUGGCUUUAAUGCUCUGUAUGGCGCUGGUUGGUUGGCUUGUUACAUUGUGGGUCCAUCUCUAUCCCAGACUAGGUUCUAGUACCUUUGUUUUCACUAUGUAAAUUAUCUGUCAAACUCUUUAAAAUCUACAAUAUGCCAUUUUCACAGUUUUUAUCCAUGUCGACCACUUAGCCAGAGGUGGAAUGUGCACCAUGUAGCCUUUUUGUUCUGGACAGCCAUUGGUCCAUACUAGAGGUGUGCCCUCUUUAGAGGACAUUGGGUCUGCCCACGUUGUUUAUAUUAUAGUACUUUAUUUGCAAAAAGACUUGUUUAUUAAAGGCAGGAUUUUCUAUUUAUAUUGACAAGAUAUUCCAUUGACCGCUCUAACAAUGGAAAUGCAUGUCCUCAAAGAUGGAAGGCAGGCCGGGAGGAGGCGAGAUCUGGUGGUACCAUUCUAGCUAAUGAGAGGGCAGAUACGCAUGUGAACAACCGGCCAUAGAGAUAGAGGACUCAUCUUUUAUCAUUGUCCAUACUCAAUAAAUAAUAGGUUACUGGAUAUAUUUCAGUAGAGGUCUUUGGGACAUGUAUGUAAGUAGAAUAUGUAGUAUCUAACUGGACUGGUGUCCAUCUCCUCUCUAUGGUGCUUAGUUAUGAGACGGUGUGAUGCAGUAUUCCUCCUUAUGGGAUUAUAUGAGGCUAUAUCAUUGUGCAUUAUUUAAAACUAGUUGUCUAGAGCAGGGUUUCCCAAGGAAGGAAGCCCUGUACUACUCUAUCAUAUGAAAUCACAACUACACACUGCUCUCUCUCUCUCUCUCUCUCUCUUUCUAUCCCCCCAUUCUCUCUCUCUUGCUCGCUCGCUCUCUCUCUUUCUUGCAUUAUUUAUUUCCUGACAUCCACAACAAACAAGCUUACACGCAUAAACAUAGUAGAUAUUCAGUUUACUACACAGAUUAUACAAGCAGGCAUACAUUACUGUAGUAAAUGCACUCUCGGGGAUAUGCCAUUGAACCUACAGCAGCACAUACAAGUAACUGCCAAAAUAAAGGGAACGCCAAUAAAAAGUGUCUUACUAGAGCGUUGGGCCACCAUGAGCCGCCAGGCAUAGAUUCUACAAGUGUCUGGAAUGCUAUUGGAGGGAUGCGACAACAUUCUUCCACUAGAAAUUCCAUCAUUUGGUGUUUAGUUGAUGGUGAUGGAAAACGUGGUCUCAAGUGCCACUCCAGAAUCGCCCACAAGUGUUCAAUUGGGUUGAGAUCUGGUGACUGAGACACACACACACUUUAAACCCCCUAUGCUCCUUUGAGACCUCUCUUUCAAAGUAACUGAGCUCUCAUCUAGCCAUGGUGGACAAAAUAAUAUAUACUGAACAAAAAGCUGAAAUAAAAAAUCCCAGAAAUGUUCCAUACGCACAAAAGGCGUAUUUCUCUCAAAUGUUGUGCCCAAAUUUGUUUACAUACCUGUUAGUGAGCAUUUCUCCUCAAUCCACCUGACAGGUGUGGCAUAUCAAGAAGCUGAUUAAACAGCAUGAUCAUUACAAAGGUGCACCUUGUGCUGUGGACAAUAAAAGGCCACUCUAAAAUGUGCAGUUUUGUCACUACACAAUGCCACAGAUGUCUCAAGUUCUGAGGGAAGCGUGCAAUUGGCAUGCUGACUGCAGGAAUGUCCACCUGAGCUGUUUCCAGAGAAUGUAAUAUACAUUUCUCUACCAUAAGCCACCUCCAACGUCGUUUUAUACAAUUUGACAGUGCGUCCAACCUGUCUCAUAACCACAGACCACGUGUAACCACGCCAGCCCAGGACCUCCACAUCCGGCUUCUUCACCUGCGGGAUCGUCUGAGACCAGCCACCCAGACAGCUGAUGAAACUGAGGAGUAUCUAUUUGUAAGUCGCUCUGGAUAAGAGCGUCUGCUAAAUGACGUAAAUGUAAACGUAAAUGUAUUUCUGUCUGUAAUAAAGCCCUUUUGUGGGGAGAAACUCAUUCUGAUUGGCAGGUCCUGGCUCCCCCACGGCUGUGCCCCUGCCCAGUCAUGUGAAAUCCAUGAAUUAGGGCUGAAUGAAUUUAUUUCAAUUGACUGAAUUCCUUCAAUGAACUGUAAAUUCGUUGAAAUUGUUGCAUGUUGUAUUUAUAUUUUGACCCUCUACCAGCUGUAGCUCAGCUGGUAGAGCACGGCGCUUGUAACGCCAAGGUAGUGGGUUCGAUCCCCGGGACCACCCAUACACAAAAAUGUAUGCACGCAUGACUGUAAGUCGCUUUGGAUAAAAGCGUCUGCUAAAUGGCAUAUUAUUAUAUUAUUAUGUUAAUUACUUAAUUAACUCAGGAACCACACCUGUGUGUAAGCACCUGCUUUCAAUAUACUUUGUAUUCCCAAAGAUUGUCUAUUAUAUUGACAAGAUAUUCCAGUGACCGCCUGCCUUCAAAGAUGGAAGGCAGGCGGGAGGAGGCGAGAUCAGGUGGGACCAUUCUAGCCAAUGAGAGGGCAGAUAAGCAUAUGAACAGCCGGCCAUAGAGACAGAGGAAUCAUCUUUGUAUCUGUGCCAUUAUAGCCUUAAUGGCGCUGCCCAUGCUGUCACAGACGCUAUCUCCAUUUUCAAGUAGUCCAUUUUCUUCUUCUUCAUUGUCUGAUUGCUCCCAACUUUGUAAUCCCCACCCAGUUGACUACUUUAAAAUGGUGGAAGCCCUCAAUGGCAAUGUCCAUGUUAAAAUGGGUUAUAUCUAGCCCUCAAUGGCAAUGUCCAUGUUAAAAUGGGUUAUAUCCAUGAUGAGUCCUCUAUCUCUUUGACAACAGGCACAGUCAUUUUUUUCAAAGUUGCCGACAUGCCACGUGCGUUCACUUAUAUCAGUGCAUUCGUAACAACCUAACCAUUACAAAACUUAGAGUCGAUCAAAUAAGCCUCACGAAGCAAAUUAGCAAUUAAGUUUGAUGACCAACUUCGACACUUUCUCAUUGACCCCCCCAUACAAAAAUUCCUCAAUUCGUCUGCUUAUUUUCGUGGACAGAUUUUGGGCGGAGUAAAACCUCUCGCUUCACCUCUUCCUCUCUUGUAUCCCUCAUUUACUCAAGUGUUUCCUUUAUUUUGGCAGUUACCUGUACAUACCCAUCUCUGUAUGUGUUCGUAGUAUGACAAUAGCUAGCUACAUACAUAGAGUACUGUAUACACAUACUGCUGAUGGAUUAUGGGUGACAUAUGGAGUUGCUGUGUAGAUGGAUCUGUAAAGUCAUUCCAUUAGUGAGUGAAGAAUGUGGUGAGUGGGGGGUGAUGUGAAGAAUGUGGUGAGUGGGGGGUGAUGUGAAGAAUGUGGUGAGUGGGGGGUGAUGUGAAGAAUGUGGGGGGUGAUGUGAAGAAUGUGGUGAGUGGGGGGUGAUGUGAAGAAUGAAUAAACUCUUUAGUUAGAUUUAUUGAAUCAUUCUUUAAACCAAGGUCAUCAAUUGAGAACCUGUUUUUUAUUUAAAAUAACACCCUUAGUAGAGCGAGGUGGUGAGUGAGUGGUGACUUAUGGUAAUUUUAAAUGAGUGGAUGGGUGAACGAACUACACGCUGUAUUUCCAGGUAGCACCAUUUCUCUCUAUGCAUACGUAGCCAUCCAGCUCUGGGACUGGGAGACUAGCGGUUAAGAGCGUUGGGCCAGUAACCGAAAGGUUGCUUGUUCGAAUGCCCGGGACAAACUAGGUGAAAUAUCUGUCUGUGCCCUUGAGCAAGGCACUUAACCCUAAUUGCUAAACUAAGUCGCUCUGGAUAAGAGUGUCUGCUAAAUGACUAAAAUGUAUAAGCAGACAGUCUAAUUUAAUGAACCCCUGAUCUGCUUUCUAUCCUGUCUGAGCUGUGGGAUAAGAUGUAAUCAUGGGGAGAUAAUUUGGAGCCCCCACUCCCUCCUCUCCUCUCCUCUACCCCCCCCCCCCCCCCAUUUCUAGUCCUCUCCCUGGUGUUGUGUUGAAUAUUCAUUAAUCCCAGAAAGUUUUCUGAUCUUUAUUUCUCUGGGAAAGUUUUUUGUUGUUGAUAGAAGCGGGAGAGCUGCUUAUCGACAAGCAAGAGGCCAAUCCACUUCUUCACUUCCAUGAUAAGCUCCUAAAUAAAAUGGUUUUCUCUGCGAGGAGAGAACACGCAGCAGCCUUAAUUGCUGUCUGUAGAUUUAGUGGGAUCUCUAUCUGAAGGUGCCUUCCUGAAGGUCAACAGGGUGAAGGGGAGAGGUGAACAGACCACCAUUAAUCACACCUUUUUGUGUGUGUGUGUGUGUGUGUGCGCGCAUGCGUAUGCCUGUGUGUAUCCAUUCCUUCCUCUCUAGGUCGUUGAGGGCUACCAAGGUGUAAACAUCACCCUGGCAGAUGAAUCCUUGUCCUUUGCCAACACCUCCAUGGUGCCAGCCCUGGUCCCUCUACCCACCAUGGUGCCCUCUGAGCCCUGGGCGCUGGACCUGCGUCUCUACAUGCUCUUCUUCCUGCCCUUCCUCAUCCUGCUGGUGUUCAUGAAGGACCUGAAGAACAUGGCCGUCCUGUCGUUGCUGGCCAACGUCUGCAUGGCCGUCAGCGUCAUCAUCAUCUUCCAGUACAUCACGACGGUAAGCAUGUUGUGGUUUAUACUGUUGUUGUUGUUUUGGCCAGGGGGGCUUUACUUGGCUCAUCGCGCUCUAGUGACUCCUUGUGGCGGGCCAGGCGCCUGCAGGCUGACUUUGGUCGUCAGUUGAACAGUGUUUCCUCCGACACAUUGGUGUGGCUGGCUUCCGGGUUAAGCGGGCGGGUGUUAAGAAGCACGGUUUGGUGGGUCAUGUUUUGGAGGACGCAUGACUCGACCUUCGCCUUUUCCGAGCCCAUUGGGGAGUUAAAUAGUGAGCAUCUUUGGGCAAUUACCAAUUGAUUGUGAACAAUCUGGUGUCUGAGUGUGUGUGUGUGUAAGUGGGAACUGGGAAGUAGCUCCCUGUGGCCUGCAUACAUCCGCUGUGGAAGAUCGUACCCUUUGUCUGUACUGUCUGCUUCUGUGAAACAUGAGACUCCCUUGUAUCCACUACACAUUUUACAUUUACAUUUUAGUCAUUUAGCAGACGCUCUUAUCCAGAGCGACUUACAGUUAGUGCAUACAUUAUUAUUUUUCAUACCCCCUGUGGGAAUCGAACCCACAACCCUGGCGUUGCAAACGCCAUGCUCUACCAACUGAGCUACAUCCCUGCCGGCCAUUCCCUCCCCUACCCUGGACGACGCUGGGCCAAUUGCGCGCCGCCCCAUGGGUCUCCCGGUCGCGGCCGGCUACGACAGAGCCUGGAUUCGAACCAGGAUCUCAAGUGGCACAGCUAGCACUGCAAUGCAGUGCCAUAGACCACUGCGCCACUCCUGUGUAGUGCUGAGUGAUUAACCGAUUUUUAAACUACUAAUUUACCGGGGGGUUUUCUGUGAGCUCGAUGUGCAGUUUCUGUAGAGAUAAAUCAGAUCAAGCCUGAACUGUGCGAUGUAUUAGGGAGUUGUAGUUUCCAGCAGGCCAAUAUUCUACAUAGUUUAGCGCAGAAAUCGUGGUAAUUAACUACAAUGCUCGCUUAAACUUGUCCGGUCUGUGCGGAGCAGACACGGAGACUGAGGGAAGAGAGAGCCACGCGAUGGAGAGGGAUAGAGAGCAGUUGCUUCGCGAGCCUGAAAAUACAUCAUCUAAGUGAUCGAUAGUUGGUAUUCAGCAGUCAUAAAAGUACCCCAUGGAAAAAAAAGUAUUAAAAAAUAAAUACUGAUUAUUUAAAAAAUCUUUACAAAAGUUGUACCUUGGGCCUUUAAUAGUCCUGUAUUAGCGGACCGAUAUAGCCGUGUGUAGGAUAUAGCCGUCUGUAGGAUAUAGCCGUCUGUAGGAUAUAGCCGUCUGUAGGAUAUAGCCGUCUGUAGGAUAUAGCCGUCUGUAGGAUAUAGCCGUCUGUAGGAUAUAGCCGUCUGUAGGAUAUAGCCGUCUGUAGGAUAUAGCCGUCUGUAGGAUAUAGCCGCGUGUAGGAUAUAGCCGCGUGUAGGAUAUAGCCGUCUGUAGGAUAUAGCCGUCUGUAGGAUAUAGCCGUGUGUAGGAUAUAGCCGUGUGUAGGAUAUAGCCGUGUGUAGGAUAUAGCCGUGUGUAGGAUAUAGCCGUCUGUAGGAUAUAGCCGUGUGUAGGAUAUAGCCGUGUGUAGGAUAUAGCCGUGUGUAGGAUAUAGACCGUGUGUAGGAUAUAGCCCGGGUGUAGAUAUAAGCCGUCCUGUUAGAUAUAGCCGUGGUGUAGGAUAUAGCCUCGUUGUAAGAUAUAGUCCGUGUGUAGGAUAUAGCCGUUGUGUUAGUGAUAUAGCCGCCUGUAGGUAUAUAGCCAGCCGCGUGUAGGAUAUAGCCGCGUGUAACGAUUUUUUUCAGCAACAUGGUUCUCCCUUGUAGCCACUACACGUCUCCUGUGGAACAUGGUUCUCCGGGCCAUUUCCAAUAAAGUAUAGGGUCCAUUGUUUGGCUAUGGCUGGUCUUUACAAUGAAAGAUUGAACAGUUAGUGUCAGGGUGCACUUAGUUUCUAUGAGCGAUGAGGAACAACUUUUAAAAGCUUGUCUACUUGGACCGUUCUCAAGGUCAUUCUAAGAAUACAAUUAGGCAUUUUGGAGCAGAUUGACAUCAGAUGUAAAUGUUCCUGACGUGUGGUGUAAUCCAGCGUUGAUUGCUGUUUUAGAUUUCCCACAGAAGGUUGUGCCAGCCAGGGUUGUGUAUAUGCGAGUGUGUGUGGCACAGCUCAUCCCUCAGCUCUGUGUGUGUGUGGGUGGGUGGCAGGGCAGUGUUCCGGGCAGUGGUCUAGGUGCCCUUGUGAACAGCCCUCAUCAAUCACCAGUUGAAUUAUGUUUUAAAUAGAUUCAUUAGGGACCCCUGUCAGUCGCAGGGCAUCUCUGUGUGACGCGGUAGACGACACGCGUCCACAGGGGAACACAACACUGCAUCCCUAAUUCACCAUUAGGUCACCUAGCCGUCAACCCCACAACCUUUCUCCAUUUUUCCUCCCUCUCUUUCUGUUCUGUCUCUUAAUCUCUGACUGAUGUGUUACGGACUCUUUCUCUUACUGUUCUUUCUUUCUUUCCUUCCUUCCACUCUUGCUCUGCGCCUGGGAUUCUUAUUUUCCUCUGUUCUCUCUCUCUCUCUCUCUCUCUCUCUCUCUCUCGCUGUUUCACUCGGUUUUAUCUGUGAGUCUUUCACUGUGUCUCUGAGCCAGUGUCUCUUGUGUCCUUGGCAGUGAUGAGGAAGUAGAUUCUGUUCUAUAGGCCCUUAUGGGAGUAGCUCCUCUGACAGACUGUGUCAUUGUCCUUGUUUUCCUAAACGCCUGCUCCUCUGUCUGCUGUCGCCCCUCUCUGACAGGAUUUUGGGGACCUUCAGCGUCUCCCUCUCACUUCCCCCUUGGCCAAGUUCCCCUUCUUCUUCGGAACAGCCAUCUUUGCCUUCGAAGGCAUCGGAGUGGUAAGUACUCUUCAACAACUGGCACUCCAUUUGUCCCAAACCCUUAUGUACUUAGUAACACCUGAUAGGUUCCGGCACUUAUGUGACCGGCUUUGGAUUGGCUGAUGACUGGGGCCCACGGGCCACAGCUGCAGUUGAAAGCCUUGAACACUGCGUGGCUAAGAGAAUGUUCAGGUCAAGGAUAGCAUUAGUGUUAAUGUCAUAUAAUUGAUCCAGGGUGAAUAGUGAGGAUGGUGAGAGCAUUAACCUAAUUUCACCCUCAGAGGUGUCGUAGACAACCGGAUGCAUCCGGUUUUCUGGGGAAAUGGAAAGAGAGCCUGACUUCCGCUUUUGGACGUUAACAAGGCGACACCACUCCAUCUUAACUCCUCCUCCACAUUUACUGGAUUGGUUGAACAGUGCAGAAGAUAACCUCCCCCGGCAGUUAAUUUUUUCUCAUCAGGACCAGAAAGAAAGAAACGCUGCUCAGGUGUUUCUUUUAUGCCUGCUACGUUAGGUUAACCUUAGCUAGGUUAAAUGCUGACCUCAGAUGAGGGGGUUGAAGAAUGGAAAGGUCCAAUGCUAACUCCUGGUGAGAGGGUUAAACUGAGCUAAUCAGAGGGUUAAGCUAACGCUAACCUUCAGCUGGAGCUGGGGAUUCAGUGGGGAUGGGGAUGGUGUCCUGCAGAUAAGGCUGUGUUUGUGUGUGUGUGUUUGAAUGUGUCUGUGUGUGUGUGUGCGUGCGUGUGUGUGUUUAAAUGUGUCAGAAUGUGUGUGUGCCCGCCGUGGGCAUGAUGAUGUAUGAGGUGGUACCAGGGUGUAUUGAGAGAGGGGCAGAGGAAUGCACACUCACCGCCGCUAACCCAUUAAUCAGCCAACCGGCGGGCACAGGGUGAUGGCCGACACGUCACCACGACAGACGGAGACGACAGUAAGGCCACUCCGGAUCAGAACAUCUCCCUAGAGAAAGAGAGAGGGAGGAGAGGAAGAAGGAGAGAAGAGAGUACAAAAAAAGAGAAAGGUUGUGGAGAGAAUUGCAGACACUGCUCCUGCUCAGAUAGGGAUAGAUGGCCAGGAAGAAAGAAAGAAUGAAAGUAGUUAGGCCUCCUCAAGCUAGCCCAUUCCACUUUCUCUCUCUCUCUGGGAGUGAUCCACCACCAUAUGGGUUCUCUCAGUCACCCUGACAGGGUUAUUAUCCGCCUGGGGAUGCGAUAUUCACACCAAUCCCCUGGGAUAAGCAAUGGGGAAGGGAGAGAGCCGGCCUGAAACGUGUGUCACUGGGCCAAUUGGGAAUAACUGAUUGGCCGGCGCUGCUGCUGCCAGUAAAAAGGGAACUAACCGAGAGAAGGGGUUGGGUUACAUUUACAUGUUAGUCAUUUAGCAGAUGCUCUUAUCCAGAGCGACUUACAGUUAGUGAGUGCAUACAUUUUUCAUACUGUCCCCCCCGUGGGAAACGAACCCACAACCCUGGCGUUGCAAGCGCCAUGCUCUACCAACUGAGCUACAGGGGUUAAAUGCGGAAUACACAUUUCGGUUGAGUGCAUUCAGUUCUGCAACUGAUUAGGUAUCCCUUUUCCUUUCCACAUCUCCAGUAGGCACUUGACUAAUAUUAUUUACAUUUGACAUUUUAGUCAUUUAGCAGACGCUCUUAUCCAGAGCGAUUUACAGUUAGUGAGUGCAUACAUUUUUCAUACUGGCCCCCCGUGGGAAUCGAACCCACAACCCUGGCGUUGCAAGCGCCAUGCUCUACCAACUCUACCAAGCGCCAUGCUCUACCAACAGGAGGGCAUAACUAUGGUUCCUUCCAGCACUACAAACUGGGCCAAAGUGCUUUGGUGUGCUUCUCACUUACUGACAUACCUUUUAUCUGUACAUUCUCCACCUGCCUCUCCAGCGCAGGGUUUAUAAAGCAGAGAAAUAGUUCAGCUCCCUGCAGAUACUCUUGGAGCUAACGCUAAUUGUGUUGGCUAGGCCAGCUAAAGGUAGUCUGUUAGGUGUUUUGGCUUUGGGCUUCAGGGUUUAAAGGAAGGUUAUUAAGGUGGGUUGUGGGGGCCUGUUUCUUUCCAAACAAUCAUCUUAACCCCCUUUAAUCCUCACCUUGUCUAAUGAUCUCUCUCCCUCCUCUCUCAAGGAUAAACUAACAGACUGUAAGUAAGUAUUUUAAGACGGUAGAUUAGCCCAAGGCUGCGUGCUGCACCUUUGGAUGCCUCUGCUUUUGAUUCCAGGAAGUUUAUAGGUAGCAAGUGUUUGGACUCUUACCUCUCACUCUUCCAUCAAGUCGAGGGGCAUUUAGCAGAUGGAUACAGGCCCCGGGCUAAAGUAUUUUGGUGAAUUUGUUCAAGUUUUCUCCUUUGGCUCCGGAGGGGGAGAGGGAGGGGGGGGAGGGGGAGAGGGGAGGAGGAGAGGGAGAGGAGGGGAGAGAGAGGGAGAGGGGGAGAGGGAGAGCGAGAAAAGUGAAAAAAAAGGUAGUGAGGCACAGAAUAAUUUUUCUAAUAUUUGUUUAAAGAGAGACCACUACUCAUGGAUAUUGAGAGAGCCUCCCUGGUCCUCUUGGCAGGUUAUUUGUAUACUGUGUAAAUAGCCUAUUUUGUGCAGAGAGAGCGAGAGCGAGAGCGAGAUUUCCAUUACUUUGAUCUCUCCACUUUCCCUGAGCUUUGCUUUCUACUUGAAAGGAGAAGGCUUUGCUGCUUAUUUUGUGUGGUCACUCUACAGUAGAUCCACUGUGCACCAAGAGAUCAGUUGCCAGUGAUCUACUCCUCUGAUUUACAUAAUACUGCUCUGGGAUCCUCUGGGGAUCAGUAUUUUUUUCAGAAAGCCACUCUGUAGAGAGAGAAAGAGAGGACAUUUUAAACUACAUCUGUUAAAGGAGAAGUUUACUUUUUCUGAACCAAAUCAAAAUGCUUGUUAUAGAAGGGUCCAGACACUUUUUUUUUGCAAUUUCACUUGGUUUUGAGAAACUUACCCCAACUUCCUCAUUGUUAGUUCUGCAGUAUGGGGGCCGCAUAUAAACAUGAACAAAGGCUCCAAAAACACCCAAAUACUUCCCUUUAGAAAUGGCAAAGCUCCAAGUAUAGUGAUGCAGGUCUUUUUAGAUGUUGUACACAUGAAAUUGUCAUUCCGAACUUUAUCCGCAAUGUUAUAUUCCAUUGUGUUGCGACUCGAGCGAAACCUCUAUGUACAGCUGGAUAGGGGAAACCGCUCUAGUCGCACAAAAUGGAAGAUAACGUUGCAGAUAAAGUUUGAAAUGACACGAUUUUGUGUCAGACCCUCAGGUUUAGAAAUAUCUGGUUUGCAUUAUCUUUCUUUUUUCUCUUUCUUGUUCUCUCUCUCUCUCUCUCUCUCUCUCUCUCUCUCUCUCUCUCUCUCUCUCUCUCUCUCUCUCUCUCUCUCUCUCUCUCUCUCUCUCUCUCUCUCUCCCCAUUCCCCUCUUUCCCCCUUUUCUAACAGCAAUGUUGACCUAGUAAGUGCAGCAGGCAAAACAAGUUUUCCCUCUGCCUUGUGUCUUAAUCUGUUUUCCAGAGCCCCCUUUCUCCUCCGUGGCUCACCUACCUGGCUCUAUCGAUUCCUUGUCCCUAGUUUCUUUCUCUUUAAUGGCAGCUCUAGUCUUCUCCUAUGGCCUGCUGGAGACACUCUUCUUUUGAACUAAAAUUCUGAGGCUGAAGCUUCAGCUGGCCAGCCUGAUCGAUUGAAAUUCCAGAAUGAGAAAUGUAGCAGAGGACAUAAAUAUUGCAAUGAGGGAUGGGGAUUCGGCUCUUGCCUCAAACCAGGUUUUUAUUGGGCUGUGGGUUUCUUAAAGGCUCUCUGGGGUGUGGAGGCUGACUGUUAUGUACAGUGGCUUGCAAAAGUAUUCACCCCCCUUGGCAUUUUUUGUAUUUUGUUGCCUUACAACCUGGAAUUAAAAUUGUUUUUUGGGGGGUUUGUAUCAUUUAAUUUACACAACAUGCCUACCACUUUGAAGAUGCCAAAAUAUUUUUUAUUGUGAAGCAAACAAGAAAUAAGACAAAAAAAACAGAACUUGAGCGUGCAUAACUAUUCACCCCCCCAAAGUCAAUACUUUGUAGAGCCACCUUUUGCAGCAAUUACAGCUGCAAGUCUCUUGGGGUUUGUCUCUAUAAGCAUGGAAAAUCUAGCCACUGUGAUUUUUUUCCCAUUCUUCAAGGCAAAACCGCUCCAGCUCCUUCAAGUUGGAUGGGUUCCGCUGGUGUACAGCAAUCUUUAAGUCAUACCACAGAUUCUCAAUUGGAUUGAGGUCUGGGCUUUGACUAGGCCAUUCCAAGACAUUUAAAUGUUUCCCCUUAAACCACUCGAGUGUUGCUUUAACAGUAUGCUUAGGGUCAUUGUCCUGCUGGAAGGUGAACCUCCGUCCCAGUCUCAAAUCUCUGGAAGACUGAAACAGGUUUCCCUCAAGAAUUUCCCUGUAUUUAGCGCCAUCCAUCAUUCCUUCAAUUCUGACCAGUUUCCCAGUCCCUGCCGAUGAACAACAUCCCCACAGCAUGAUGCUGCCACUACCAUGCUUCACUGUGGGGAUGGUGUUCUCGGGGUGAUGAGAGGUGUUGGGUUUGCGCCAGACAUAGCGUUUACCUUGAUGGCCAAAAAGCUCAAUUUUAGUCUCAUCUGACCAGAGUACCUUCUUCCAUAUGUUUGGGGAGUCUCCCACAUGGCUUUUGGCAAACACCAAACGUGUUUGCUUAUUUUUUUCUUUAAGCAAUGGCUUUUUUCUGGCCACUCUUCUGUAAAGCCCAGCUCUGUGGAGUGUACGGCUUAAAGUGGUCCUAUGGACAGAUACUCCAAUCUCCGCUGUGGAGCUUUGCAGCUCCUUCAGGGUUGUCUUUGGUCUCUUUGUUGCCUCUCUGAUUAAUGCCCUCCUUGCCUGGUCUGUGGGUUUUGGUGGGCGGCCCUCUCUUGGCAAGUUUGUUGUGGUGCCAUAUUCUUUCAAUUUUGUUUAAUGGUGCUCUGUAGGAUGUUCGAAGUUUCAGAAUUUUUUUUAUAACCCAACCCUGAUCUGUAAUUCUCCACAACUUUGUCCCUGACCUGUUUGGAGAGCUCCUUGGUCUUCAUGGUGCCACUUGCUUGGUGGUGCCCCUUCCUUAGUGGUGUUGCAGACUCUGGGCCCUUUCAGAACAGGUGUAUAUAUACUGAGAUCAUGUGACAGAUCAUGUGACACUUGGAUUGCACACAGGUGGACUUUAUUUAACUAAUUAUGUGACUUCUGAAGGUAAUUGGUUGCACCAGAUCUUAUUUUGGAGCUUUGUAGCAAAGGGGGGUGAAUACAUAUGCAUGCGCCACUUUUUCGUUAUUUAUUUUUACUAGUUAUUUUUUCCAUUUCACUUCACCAAUUUGGACUAUUUUGUGUAUGUCCAUUACAUGAAAUCCAAAUAAAAAUCAAUUUAAAUUACAGGUUGUAACGCAACAAAAUAGGAAAAAAAACGCCAAGGGGGAUGAAUACUUUUGCAAGGCACUGUAAUGCUAAUACAUGCACUGUGCUUGGAUCCUGUACCCAGCGCUGCCUGCCUCUGUGCAGGAGGUGAGCGCUGUAGUGGGCUGAUUGAGCCUUGCUCGCUGUAGGUUUCUGUAUAAUGAGAGUUCAUCUAAUGGCCCUGGCCAAGUUUGGAGAGUUUUGAAACCACUGGCUUACUCGUAUGUAUUCAGACAUGCGUACAUAUAGACAUACACAUGACUACCUACACCCACAAAUGCAUAUGCAGGGGUUCUUAGUAAUGUAGGCUACACUCUCUUACUUAUCGAUAUUCAUGGAAACCCACUGUUCAGUGAUAUACAAUGCCAUGACAUAUGUACACAAGCACAUCCCAAGCUCAUUUUGACAUACAGUGGGGAGAACAAGUAUUUGAUACACUGCCGAUUUAGCAGGUUUUCCUACUUACAAAGCAUGUAGAGGUCUGUAAUUUUUAUCAUAGGUACACUUCAACUGUGAGAGACUCCAACCUCUCCACAAUGGCCAAGACCAGAGAGCUGUGUAAGGACAUCAGGGAUAAAAUUGUAGACCUGCACAAGGCUGGGAUGGGCUACAGGACAAUAGACAAGCAGCUUGGUGAGAAGGCAACAACUGUUGGCGCAAUUAUUAGAAAAUGGAAGAAGUUCAAGAUGACAGUCAAUCACCCUCGGUCUGGCGCUCCAUGCAAGAUCUCACCUCGUGGGGCAUCAAUGAUCAUGAGGAAGGUGAGGGAUCAGCCCAGAACUACACGGCAGGACCUGGUCAAUGACCUGAAGAGAGCUGGGACCACAGUCUCAAAGAAAACCAUUAGUAACACACUAUGCCGUCAUGGAUUAAAAUUCUGCAGCGCACGCAAGGUCCCCCUGCUCAAGCCAGCGCAUGUCCAGGCCCGUCUGAAGUUUGCCAACGACCAUCUGGAUGAUCCAGAGGAGGAAUGGGAGAAGGUCAUGUGGUCUGAUGAGACAAAAAUAGAGCUUUUUGGUCUAAACUCCACUCGCCGUGUUUGGAGGAAGAAGAAGGAUGAGUACAACCCCAAGAACACCAUCCCAACCGUGAAGCAUGGAGGUGGAAACAUCAUUCUUUGGGGAUGCUUUUCUGCAAAGGGGACAGGACGACUGCACCGUAUUGAGGGGAGGAUGGAUGGGGCCAUGUAUCGCUCGAUUUUGGCCAACAACCUCCUUCCCUCAGUAAGAGCAUUGAAGAUUUGUCGUGGCUGGGUCUUCCAGCAUGACAACGACCCAAACACACAGCCAGGGCAACUAAGGAGUGGCUCUGUAAGAAGCAUCUCAAGGUCCUGGAGUGGCCUAGCCAGUCUCCAGACCUGAACCCAAUAGAACAUCUUUGGAGGGAGCUGAAAGUCCGUAUUGCCCAGCGACAGCCCCGAAACCUGAAGGAUCUGGAGAAGGUCUGUAUGGAGGAGUGGGCCAAAAUCCCUGCUGCAGUGUGUGCAAACCUAGUCAAGACCUACAGGAAACGUAUGAUCUCUGUAAUUGCAAACAAAGGUUUCUGUACCAAAUAUUAAGUUCUGCUUUUCUGAUGUAUCAAAUACUUAUGUCAUGCAAUAAAAUGCAAAUUAAUUACUUAAAAAUCAUACAAUGUGAUUUUCUGGAUUUUUGUUUUAGAUUCCGCCUCUCACAGUUGAAGUGUACCUAUGAUAAAAAUUACAGACCUCUACAUGCUUUGUAAGUAGGAAAACCUGCAAAAUCGGCAGUGUAUCAAAUACUUGUUCUCCCCACUGUAUGUGCAUACAAAAACAAGCAUUCAUGGCAUGCCUAUUUACACCCACUCAAACUCCAGUCUCCACAUAUGCAAACACACUUUGUCUCUGUCACACACUUUACCCACUCUGCCUCUGUCCAGUGUGAUGUAUGAACAGAUCCACAACCUCCUUUCGCAUGCACACACACGCUAUACUCUGGCCCAAGACUAAUGGUGGAGAGAAUCUGCUUAGGGUAAUAUAAUAUCAUACAGCUGUAAUAGAAUGUAAAGUGAUCAUGUUCUGUGUCUCACUGGUAGCAUGGACCUUUUCUCUCAUUACAAGGGGAUUGUAGCCAACCAGAGGUCAGCAGUAGUUAGUUGAGUUCUCAACCUUUUGGCAUGAACACAAAAUGGCCGUUGGGUUGCUGUGGUGAGAGAAAGACGACACAAUGACUCAGGUGAUUGGCUUAAGGCUGCUACUCCUGACAUGAUUUGUUGCAAGGCGCUGUUGGCGGCAGGCAAUUGGCUGAGAGGCAAUAGCUGGCUAGGACUCCCUUCCCCACCGACAAUCCCAUAUUGCCCUCUUUAUUGCUUUAAUACUAAAUUGCCAUCAAUUAACAUUUAAUUAACCUUUAAUUGAUGACGAAUUAGUUGGAUAGGUCAACGAAGGAGAACUGUUGUAAUGACUACAGGCGGAGCGAGAGAGAGAGGCUGUUCUUUAGAGUUAUGUGUGACUACUUAAUCUGCCUGCAUAUUAGCCGCUCGAGUGCUAAGGUAGUGGCGAGCGAGAGAGCAUGUCUAACCGAAGGGGAGAGGGGGGCUGAUGAACGUGAUUCAACCUCGGUGUUGUGUCGGACGGACGCCUUGAGAAAUAAAUUACUUUUCACUUUGAUUUUCACUGUCAAGAACACAUAUAAAAUUUAAUCACUUUGAUAAACUUCAAGUAGUUUCGUGUCCUCAUUGAAUCUUUUUUGUUUUCUAACCUCUCUCAAUCGCUGACCUUGUCUGUUUGCUUUCCUUCUCUCUCUUUUUUUUCUCUUUCUGAUUUGCCAUCCUCCUCUCUACCCAGUGUACUUCUUUAUCUUCCCUCUUCUCGCUCACCCUCGCUCUCCCUCGCUCUCCCUCGCUCUCUCUCACUCUCCCCCCUCUCUUCCCAGUCUUUAUCCCUCAGUCUCUCCCCCUCUCUAUCUCUCCUCCUCUCCUCCAUCUCCAGCUCUCUCUUUCCUCAGUCCACAUCUAUGUCUCUGUAUGUGGCUGCUCCUCUCUCAUUAGUGGGCUGUUCCCCAGGCUGAGAGGUCAGUGUUAUUAGCUUGUUAACUGAACCACCUGUUGUUCUUAGCUGAAUGCGGACCAGCUGUCUAUCCAAUGCUGCAGUCUCACACACCCUGCUUGAUGUGGCGGUAAGAAGGCAGGGGCUCCUGGCACGGUGGCUUUGGUCAGGUCUCUUAGAUCAGUGGAGUUUUGGCAUGUUACUUCUCUGGCUCUGAAGCACCUCAGUCACUGUUGGAGUCUUGGCUGGUUGGCCCUGUUACGGAGUUAAUGUGGUUUGAGAGCAAUGUGUCUUUUGAGAUGUUUUGUUGUGAGCAAGGCAAGGUUCUUGGACAGGUAGCCAAACAGGAGAGGCCCUUUCCAACUUUUUAUUGUGAUUUAGAUGUAUCCACUAACUCUGACACAGAAAUCUAUAUUCCUGUUGGCUGUGUGCUUUCAUACCUUAGUCUAAUAGUGUUUUGUAUGCAUAAUCAGAGACCAGGUCAUUGAAGUGUUCCCCAUCCCUCUGUGUCUGUUAGCCUUGUUUGUGCUGCAAUUCUUCUCACUUCGCUGCCAGACGAAGUCAUGAAUCAACAAAUCAAACAGCAGUCAGAAACCCAUCAGCCGCAUCAGGAGGAGCGGUAACAAGCCCCUGUCAAGAAGUGAUCAGUCACAGCGAACAAGGGAAGAGGGAAAGAAAAAUAGAUCCGUUCUUUGAAUAUGUAUGUGACUUUGACAGCCAGGUUUAAACCUGUUCAAAUGAAACUGUUGUUUACCCAAAUUAGAAAGCAUCCAUAUUUUCUCGAGGUAAGGAGGAGAAGAGAGAGCGGGAAGAGAGGGUGAGAGAGAAAGAAAGAGAGGAAAUAAAAGAAAGAGAAAGGGUGUCUGGGGAUCUAAUUAUGCCACGGUCUCUUUAUGUGGAGGUUUGGUGAUGAAUGGCGAUCAUUAAUCCUGCUGCCCAGAUCGAGAGGCGUUCCCGGGGCGGAGAGCAGUUCCUCAGUCUGUGUGUGGUACUAGCAGUGAUAAUGUUCCCUGCCACCCUGUCAUGCAGCAUCCCUACGGGGCACGAGCCAAACGGCAACACCUCAAACAUCCAACACCCACCCUCCCACUCACCCUGCAUCCCAACUCUCCUCAUCCCCAGCAAAAACUGAGAACUUGGUAAACUUCUGGGGCUAAUGUAGGUCAGAGACUAGUCCUCCUAGCUGCUCUGUUAUCAUUCUCUAUGCCAAGGGUUUGUUAUUCAAUAAAAGACUGAUGAUUUUAAUCUUUUCAUAGCUUUUUCAGAUCUCAAUACUUUGUUUUUCGGGGCACUGUUUCCAAACUUUUAUUCAAGAUAGUAAUGUAUUUUUCUUGUAUUACUUUUAUUAUACAGCAUUCCUGUUUUCUUGACAAUUUGCGCUCCCUGUGUGUGUGUGUGUGUGUGUGUGUGGCAGGUUCUUCCUCUAGAGAACCAGAUGAAGGAACCGAAGCGGUUCCCCAUGGCUCUGAACAUAGGGAUGGGUAUCACCAUCGUCCUCUACGUUGUCUUGGCAACGCUAGGCUACCUCCACUUUGGUGACGACAUCAAAGGAAGCAUAACCCUUAACCUUCCUCACAACGCAUGGUAA
Coregonus sp. 'balchen' is the source of this 40053-nucleotide messenger RNA. The record is from the annotation of a GenBank genome assembly. Lineage: Eukaryota; Metazoa; Chordata; Actinopteri; Salmoniformes; Salmonidae.